Molecule: messenger RNA, 642 nt
Organism: Ruditapes philippinarum (Manila clam)
Lineage: Eukaryota; Metazoa; Mollusca; Bivalvia; Venerida; Veneridae
Product: mesoderm-specific transcript homolog protein-like
Exons: 4
Source: RefSeq, a predicted model, not a curated record
ACUGGUGAGGGGGUAACUUCUGUCAUUCAUUAUUAUCUACCUUUAUCGUUAUAUUUUCAAAACAACAUCAGCUAUCAGCUUUCCCUUCUUUGAGUUGAACUGUCGAAAGAAAAUAAAACUUAAAACAUGGGCGCAGCCAUAUUGAAAAGGGAGAUAAGUCCGCGGCGAUAAAUCAAUCGGCAAUAAUUUCAUUAUCCGAAGACUGACGGAAAGGGCCGAAAAGUUGCGAUUGAGAUUGGGAGGAUGUUCCGAAUGAACGUGCUGUAAACCUUAGAAAAAUCCAAUUACAACAACAACCAAUAGACAAAGAUCAUCAAGACAUACUUUCGUCAAGAAGACUUUAUUGAAGCCAUAGACUAAAAUCUACAUCUUAAAACAAAAUGGGAUACAUGAUGAUUUUGUGGAUUAUUCUUGUAACCGUAGUUACUGUAUAUUACUUGAACAUUCCACCACCAGAACUAUCCCCACGGCUCAAGACCUGGUACAAGAAAGGCAACUUUAUGAAAUAUAAAGAAUUUGAUAUUUUCUACAUAGAUGAAGAUGGUAUUUUAACAGAUGACAGCACACUGUUGUUGAUUCAUGGUUUCCCAACUUCAAGUCACGAUUGGAUAAAGAUUUUGGAUGAUAUGAAGGAACAGUACA